Molecule: messenger RNA, 2523 nt
Organism: Bemisia tabaci
Lineage: Eukaryota; Metazoa; Arthropoda; Insecta; Hemiptera; Aleyrodidae
Gene: dbo
Product: Kelch-like protein diablo
Molecular function (GO): protein binding
Source: RefSeq, a predicted model, not a curated record
GAUGCACGUAUGUUGCUAUGUUGUUGACAUUUCCACUAAUCUCCUUUUUAAUUUCUUUCAAUAAGUUUCGAAUGUUUUUAUUAUCUUAGAGUGUUUUAGAUUCUACAGAAGCUCUUGUAUCCUCUUUUCUAUUUUGUGGAGCCCUGUUUGCUGUUUUUUACCUCGACAACUAUUUCUCAGGAGAAGAGAAUUUUGCCAGUCCAUACAAGAGGAUAGGACAUUGUAAGACAGUGUGGGCCUGGGGGUGUACGCCGCUCAAGCUGCAGCUGUCUCGACAGACAGUGGCAGUUCGCGGCAGAAUGGGAGAGAUCGUCAUGGUUGGAGAAAGACCUCAUUCGCCUGUCCAUCUGCCUCACAUCUCCGAAAAACACCCUCGUGGGAUCCUCAAUGAACUCAACGUCUUGCGGAGACAUAGAGAACUCUGCGAUGUCGUUCUCAAUGUUGGCUCACGCAAAAUCUUUGCCCAUCGUGUCAUAUUAUCUGCCUGUAGUCCAUAUUUUCGUGCUAUGUUUACGGGGGAGCUAGUAGAAUCUAGGCAGACAGAGGUCACCAUUAGGGACAUUGAUGAAGCUGCGAUGGAACUCCUCAUUGACUUUUGCUAUACUUCGAAUAUUUUAAUAGAAGAAUCUAAUGUACAAAUGCUAUUACCAGCUGCUUGUCUCCUCCAAUUAGCAGAAAUUCAAGACAUGUGUUGUGAAUUUUUAAAACGGCAACUUGACCCUUCAAAUUGCCUUGGUAUACGAGCCUUUGCUGACACUCAUUCUUGCAGAGAUUUACUGAGAGUUGCAGAUAAAUUUACGCAGCAUAACUUCCAAGAGGUGAUGGAGAGUGAGGAGUUUCUGUUGCUCCCAAUGUCUCAAUUGAUCGACAUUGUUUCUAGCGAUGAGUUGAAUGUUAGAUCAGAAGAGCAGGUUUUCAAUGCUGUCAUGUCAUGGGUCAAGUACAAUGUAUCCGAAAGGCGGCAACAUCUUUCGCAAGUUUUGCAACAUGUGAGACUGCCCCUACUCAGUCCUAAAUUUUUAGUGGGCACAGUUGGAUCUGAUCUGCUAAUUAGGAGUGAUGAGAAUUGCCGAGACUUGGUAGAUGAGGCCAAAAAUUACCUCCUAUUGCCGCAAGAAAGACCACUAAUGCAAGGACCUCGCACCAGACUGCGGAAACCUUCCCGCCGUGGAGAAGUUCUAUUUGCAGUUGGUGGCUGGUGCAGCGGUGAUGCAAUCGCCUCUGUUGAGCGUUUUGAUCCACAAACCUCUGAUUGGAAAAUGGUCGCCCCCAUGAGCAAACGACGAUGCGGCGUCGGGGUUGCUGUUCUCAAUGAUUUGUUGUACGCAGUUGGAGGGCAUGAUGGACAGUCUUACCUGAAUAGUAUUGAAAGGUAUGAUCCGCAAACGAAUCAGUGGUCAUGUGAUGUGGCACCUACAACAUCUUGUCGGACAAGUGUCGGCGUUGCUGUUCUGGAUGGCCUCUUGUAUGCAGUUGGUGGGCAAGAUGGCGUGCAAUGUCUUAAUCAUGUUGAACGAUAUGAUCCAAAGGAAAAUAAGUGGGGAAAAGUUUCACCAAUGACCACUCGAAGGCUAGGUGUGGCAGUUGCUGUUUUAGGAGGUUAUCUGUACGCGAUAGGUGGAUCUGAUGGUCAAUGUCCUCUCAAUUCAGUGGAGCGUUAUGAUCCAAAGCAAAAUAAGUGGACAGCAGUGGCUGCAAUGUCAACACGAAGAAAACAUCUAGGCUGUGCAGUAUUCAACAACAUGAUUUAUGCUGUUGGUGGGCGUGAUGAUUGUAUGGAAUUAAGUAGCGCUGAAAGAUAUAAUCCCCACUCUAAUGCAUGGUCGCCCAUUGUAGCCAUGACUUCUAGACGCAGUGGCGUAGGACUAGCUGUAGUAAAUAACCAAUUAUACGCUGUUGGUGGCUUUGAUGGCACGGCCUACCUGAAAACAAUCGAGGUGUACGACCCAGAGCAGAAUCAAUGGCGCAUGUGUGGUGCAAUGAAUUACCGUCGAUUGGGAGGUGGUGUUGGAGUCAUGCGGUCACCUCACACAGAAAACUAUUCUUGGAACAACAAUAAUAAUCACUGGUGCUUGUAAUUUUAUUCUCAUUUGCAUUGAUCAUUGUAACUCAAACAUAUUUUUACAUCUUCACUUAUUCUUCCAUGCACUCAGAAGAAUUCCUUUUACCGGGAAAUUUCUUCUCCUAACUUCCCCCCCCCUCCCCCUUCACAGAAUCAUUGAACUUAAGGAAUCAAUGGCCUGGGAUAAACCAGUAUUCUGUCUGUAUCUGAUAUUUAAUCAGAGGUCUGGAACUUAAAAUUUAAGUUUUUUUUUUUAAUCUUCCUUCUUAUUCGUCACAAAGGAAGUCAAACAGUGUUAUCUUUACUGUCGUUGACUCAGGUAGUCAUCUCAAAAUUUGCAUCUCAAAAUGUUUGAUGGAUAAAAAUUGUACAGUUAGUUGAGAUACACAGCAUUUACUCUUCACGAUGACUUGUCCCAAGCCAAGUUUCUCUGUAAUGAAAAAAUUGUCUAGUCUCUUGAA